Molecule: messenger RNA, 805 nt
Organism: Nematocida parisii ERTm1
Lineage: Eukaryota; Fungi; Microsporidia
Exons: 1
Coding region: 12-683 (223 amino acids)
Molecular function (GO): S-adenosylmethionine-dependent methyltransferase activity
Source: RefSeq, a predicted model, not a curated record
GGCUAUUUAAAAUGGAAGACUUUGAAAGAAAACACGUACACAAAUUCUAUGAAGAGUCCUCAGAAGAAUUUUCUGCAACACGAUACAAGCCCUGGCCUAAAAUAGAGUAUUUUUAUAGCAAGUAUGUAAGAAAAACAGAUCUGGUAUUGGAUGCAGGCUCAGGCAAUGGGCGGAACACGUUUUUCCCCGACCGAACGCUAUCACUGGAUUAUUCUUCUGGGCUAUUGGGAAUAGCUCAAAGAAAACAUGGUGGGAUGGGGUAUAUAAGAGGAGAUUUAGGAGAGGAUUUGCCUUUUAAACAGAACACAUUUGAUAUUUGCAUAUCCAUUGCUGUUAUACACCAUCUUUCAAGUGAAGAAAGAAGAAAAACCGCGGUCAAGUCUAUGGUGGAUAUGUUAAAAAUCGGUGGACAUGCACUGAUUUAUGUGUGGAGUGAGUCACCAGAGAGUAAAGCAUCAAAAUUCAUAAGUAUUCCAAACUUAGAAGAUGCAAGCUUAGAUAAAAUAGACAACUUAUCAGCAAAUGAUGUUUUUGUUGGGUGGAAGAGUGCAAAUAAAUUAAACAGAUACUAUCACUUAUUCAAAACAAACGAGCUAGAAAGUAUUCUAAAGGAUCUUCCUGUAAAUAUAAUUGAGUCAGGAAAAGACCACGGAAAUUACUAUGCAAUAAUUAAAAAGGUGUAAUUAUACUGCAGUAUACGCAUUAUCUAUAUAAUUACCAAAUAGAAUAAAUAGAAUCAGAAAUACCCCCGAAAUUUACCAUCCCUUUAUUCCCUAGAGCUCUACAGUGCAACUAAACACUAAUU